CUUAUACUUCUUUAAGUAACAGAUCAUUGUUGAAAAAUAAUGACAAGUCAGAUGUUCAUGAUGAUAUUCGUUUAUUUAAAGUGAAGAAGGUAUAAUUCUACACGAUUAUUUCACAACCUACUGAGAACUGCAAACUAUUUAUAUAUCCGCGACGUACUAAUAGUUGCUGUAAUAAUGUCAGUGGUUCAAAUUUAAGAUAAUUCAAAAAUGAGAAGAUCAGAUUUUAAACAUUUUACAAUUGGCAUCAUCGCAUUUUUGGUUGUAUACUUAAUAUUGAGACAUUACGUGUUCGACGAUAAAACGCACCGAUCAGCGCAUACAUACAGAAAGCGUCCACUACACAAUGACAGCAAUAUAGCGUUAGUACUAGAAGCAGCAUUACAGAUACAGACAGAAGAACUACCUGUCCUGAUAACACUUGUCAAUGAUGGAUACGUUAACUUAGUCAAAAGCUGGAUAUGCAAUACGAAACACAUGGGAUUUCAUAAGCAGGUUAUAAUGAUUGUGACAAGUCCUCAAGGAACUGAUGAGAUAAAGAAACUAUCACCAGAUGUCACUGUUGUUGCUUUGGAUGUGGAUCAAUCUAUGAAUGGACACCAAGAAUAUAGCCAUGUUGGUUAUCUCAAAAUCAUGGUACUCAGAACUCAGAUACAACUCGCCUUACUUCAGAAUGAUAUUGAAGUAUAUUCUUUUGAAUGUGACUCCGUAUUUUUGGCAAACCCGUUGCCUAGACUCAGAGCGCAUUCUGGUGAGCAUGAUAUUGUGUUUAUCAGUAACUACCAGCGACCAAAGGCAAUCAAUGGUGGAUUCCUGUACCUUUUCCCAACCCCGGCAACAAAGGCAACAUUUGAACAACUGAACAGAAUGAUGCUUAAACUAUUUUCAAAAAUUAGGAAUCAACCAUCAGAUAAAUUUGUACCAACCUUUGAAAAUGACCAGGUUUAUCUGUCGAAUCUAGUUCUGGAGAAAUAUGCAGGUCUUAAAUCUACGAUUUUACCGUUUUCAAUAUUUCCAGACGGGAAAUGGUACGACAUUUCUGAGGAGGAAAGAAAACUGACUUUUCCAUAUUUAAUACAUAAUAACUGGAUAAAGGGUAAUACAGCGAAGGAAGGAAGGGCUAAAAAGUGGAGACAUUGGUUUUUAAAAGAUGAUGGUUCGUGUGAUUUCAAUUUGGCAAAGGAAGUUACUAAAAAAAUAAUUUACUAGAUUUUAUCAUUUUUUUCAUAAACGCCAUUCAAGACAUCAUGUGUAUUACGAUUUUUCAGUAUGUUUACAAGAAUGUAAAUAAAAGAUUUCUAACUAA
Messenger RNA from Mytilus californianus (California mussel), 1303 nucleotides. RefSeq lists its product as uncharacterized. The transcript has 3 exons. Gene Ontology annotation, molecular function: glycosyltransferase activity. The record is from RefSeq and is a predicted model, not a curated record. Bases 208 to 1206 code for a protein of 332 amino acids. Gene Ontology annotation, cellular component: Golgi apparatus. Lineage: Eukaryota; Metazoa; Mollusca; Bivalvia; Mytilida; Mytilidae.